Molecule: messenger RNA, 1515 nt
Organism: Prunus persica (peach)
Lineage: Eukaryota; Viridiplantae; Streptophyta; Magnoliopsida; Rosales; Rosaceae
Product: IAA-amino acid hydrolase ILR1-like 3
Exons: 5
Coding region: 119-1444 (441 amino acids)
Biological process (GO): auxin metabolic process
Cellular component (GO): endoplasmic reticulum
Molecular function (GO): IAA-Ala conjugate hydrolase activity
Source: RefSeq, a predicted model, not a curated record
ACAAAACAAAAAGACUAUUUCAAACCCUUCUUGGUUGUGGCUGGACCAAACCCACAACAAUACAUUGCUUAAAGACUCGCAAAUUUUUAUUUACAAAUUAUUGUGUUUUCCGAUUUGCAUGGAGUGGCUGCGUCUGUUGUUGUUGCUAUCAGCGUUAGCAAUAACAAAUCAUGUGUCGUGUUCAUGGGGUUUGGAGGCUGGUCCGAGUUGGGAGCUGAGUCAACUGAAUCGGGGGCUGCUGGACUCGGCCAGGCAGCCCGAGUUCUUUGAUUGGUUGAAAAGGGUUAGGAGGAGGAUCCACGAAAAUCCAGAGCUGGCCUUCGAGGAGCACGAGACGAGUCAACUCAUUAGAUCGGAACUCGACUCGCUCGGGAUCCAGUACACGUGGCCGGUGGCCAAGACUGGGUUGGUGGCUUCUAUUGGUUCUGGGUCGCAGCCAUGGUUCGCUCUGAGGGCUGACAUGGAUGCUCUCCCAAUUCAGGAAUUGGUUGAGUGGGAGCACAAGAGCAAGAACCCUGGAAAGAUGCAUGCUUGUGGGCAUGAUGCUCAUGUAACAAUGCUGCUUGGAGCAGCUAAGUUACUUCAGAGCAAAAGCAAAGAAAUAAAGGGCACAAUCAAGCUUGUUUUUCAACCUGCAGAAGAGGGUCAUGGAGGGGCUUACCAUAUGAUAAAAGAGGGUGCUCUUGAUAACAUUCAAGGCAUUUUUGGGUUACAUAUUCAACCUCUAAUGCCCGUUGGUACUAUUGGUUCCAGGCCAGGUCCAAUUCUUGCAGGCUCUGGUAGAUUUACAGUCACAAUUCAUGGGAAAGGCGGGCAUGCUGCGUUUCCCCAUUUGGCCACAGAUCCAAUUCUUGCUGCCUGCUCGGCCGUCAUUGCCCUUCAACAGCUUAUUUCUAGAGAAACAGACCCUCUAGAGGCCAGGGUGGUCACUGUUGGGAUGGUUGAGGGUGGCCAAGCAGGAAAUGUGAUCCCAGAGACAGUGAGACUUGGAGGCACUUUUCGAAGCAUGUCUUCAGAAGGUCUAUACUACCUUCAGCAAAGGAUUCAAGAGGUCAUAGAGAUGCAAGCUUCGGUGCACCGGUGCAUGGCAACGGUAGACUUCAUGCUGGAAAAAAUGAGGCCCUAUCCAGCCACAGUUAACGAUGAAGCAAUGUACAAACAUGCAAAGAAUGUUGGAGAAACUUUGCUUGGGGAACCAAAUGUGAAGCUUCUCCCAAUGUCUAUGGGAGCAGAGGACUUCAGCUUUUACACAGAAAAAAUGGCAGCUGCAUUCUUCAUGAUUGGGACAAAGAACGAGACUUUGGACCCAAAAAGACUUUGGCAUUCACCCUAUUUGGUAAUUGAUGAGGAGGUUCUUCCAAUAGGAGCUGCCCUUCAUGCUGCUGUUGCAAUUUCUUACUUGGAUAAUAUUGAUGCUGCUGUAACUCAUAAUCUAUUUCUGUGAAUAACUCAUAAAUAAUUGAAGUGGAGUUUCUUUUAAAAGUCAAUUAAUUGAAUUAGAGUUGGAGAAGCAAA